AUGGUCAUUUGGACGAACACGUUUCCGAUAAUCGAGUACAUUGCAAGAGGCCCCGUCGCUCGUCGGACUAUCGACCGAGCAAAUGCGCAAUUUGGGACAAAGGCAUUGAAAGCCCUCUUCCGGGUCUUCCCUCUCGCUGGGCUUCUGCGCGUCGACCUCAGCUGGUCGGGAAGUUAUUUAUUGGACGUGCCGCGCCGGGGCGGUGGGUGGAUACGGGAGAACCUUUGCGACGACGAUGGGCAGCGGGAGAGGAGAGAUCAAUUGAUCGAGCACGAUCGGAAGCCGGAUUUGGAUGGCACGUGCGGGGCGAGCGGCAACGGCCGACGCUGGGCACUCUCAAUCAUUGCUCGUCGUCCCCAUUGCGCCUCUCUUCGUCCCUCACCAGGCUGGCUCUCUCACCCAUCCCACUCCCGCCACGCCUUCAUGAGCAACGGUUCCCCCACCGCCUACCUCCUCUGGGCAAUCUUAUCAUGCAUCUUCCUCACCUUCCUGCUCCUCCAUCUCUGGGCCUAUGACCGCUUCAAUUGCUUGAAAUGGGACUCCGGAAGACAACCAGGCGCUUUCAAGCGCGUAAUGACGUACUCUUACGUCGCCACACUUCCCCUUCUUGUCAUAUUCAGUGUUUCUCUCACCGUUUUCAAAUUCAAAGAGGGUUACUGGAUGUCGCCCAGCGGCACAGUAAUUCCUCGGCCAUUGGUUCUUUGGGAUCCAGAUCAUAAGCGCUGGUUGCUUCCGCUGUAUUUCGUGCUGAGCAUUGCCUGGUCAUUGGAACUAGUAACACACCUUGAAGAGCUCUCCUUCUGGUUGUUCCUCUUGCACCAGGGUCCUGGAAAACGAGAUUGGUUCCACAGUUGGGAAUUUAGAAUAUGGUACACUGGGAGCAUCAUUGCGGUGCUAGGCAUGCCCCUGACUACUCUGGUCUCGAGAAGGGAGAUUGAACGCGUUCAAGCAUGGAUCUUCUUGGCGGGAUCUUCUGCUGGUACAUCCACGACAGUUUCCUUCCUCUACGUCCUUGCUCGAUUCCCUGGAUUCAUCCAACAUGUCAAAGAGGGUGGUGCGGAACCUGAUGUUGUAGUGAGGCUAGCGACAUUUUACAGCCUUAAUCGCAUUCGUGUCAUGUUCCGCUUCCUGUUCACGAUCCCCCUCCUGAUCAUUGGCAUCGAUGCCCUCCACCCUCCAUACCCCAUCGUCGCCGAUCCAUUCGCCUUGGAUUUUCUCUUGAUGAUGGGAGGGAUGGGGUGCUUCAUCUCUUCUGCCAUCACCCUUCUCAUAUUCUUCCCUCGGUCGAUCACGCGGGAAUCAGGGUACAAGGCCAAGAUUGUCUCGCCACAGAACUCGGGCAAGGUGCCCACAGUGACGUCGCCACUGCCAAACUACUACACGCAUGACCAGGACCACGACCCAACGACGCCAAAGGUGUAUACGCCCGUCAGCCCCGUCUCUGUCAAUGGCGCGCGCAUGAGCGCGUUCCGCUUCCCGCACCAACAAUACCUUCAUCACCAACACCCAGACGACCUACCGCCGCCCUCGCCUUCUCCUAUGCCCUCGCCACUACCGCACCAUCACGACCACGACCACCUACACCCCGAAUAUGCCUUGUAUCAUGCAGAAUCGCUGCCUGGACGGCGGCGGCGAGAAAGUGAGAGCGAAUACGACAUCUCGCCGGGGUACGAGUCGGACAUUGACAGUAGUGGAAUGCACCGCUCGUCCAUCCCGUUCCAAACCCUUGUGUCGCCAAUACACGGCGGGCCUGGAGGGCCUGGCCCGGGCGGCGGCGGGGGCAAUGGGGGCAGCGCGGCUCCAAUUAGCCCACAUCCACACGUAGAGCGCCAGGACAGCGCGCAGACGGCGGUCUCGCGCCCAACGUCCGGUGCGCGAUCAGACGACACCGUGGUAUGGGAGCGCCCCGAGCCGUCCUCUCCUCUAGCCUUCCCAAUGCCGGGCAACCACCGCUCGCCGCGCUCGCUGCACUCGCACAUCCCCGUGGAGGUGUUAGCGCCGUUGGAGCCGAUGGAGGUGCAAGUGGCGCUGCCCACACGGGACCUGUCGUUGGGCUCGGGGAGCACAGGGACGGCGGUCGCGGGCGAGAGCGUGAAGAAGCGGAGGCGGUACUCCGACGGACCAUUUGUCUAUUCGCGGCACUCGCAGUUCGCGCAUGGGGGUGGGCUGGGGAUCCCGAUCAUACAGAGGAGGAUACAGCAGAGCGUGCCGGCGUCGGAGGAGGGCCACCGGUCGAGGGAGAGGGAGAGGGAGUCGUCGCAGUUGCAUCCAUACGUGAUGAACUUCACGUCGCCCAUCGACCUGCUGGACUACACACCAUCAGACGAGGGCAUUCAUAUGGUAUGA
Messenger RNA from Cyclocybe aegerita, 2346 nucleotides. The record is from the annotation of a GenBank genome assembly. Lineage: Eukaryota; Fungi; Basidiomycota; Agaricomycetes; Agaricales; Hemipholiotaceae.